AUGAAGAUCCUUGACCCCCAAGCAGCGGUCCUUACCAACGUGGAAGUUCUCGCCUACCUCACGGCGAACCCGCCCGCCGUCCGCCCAUUCCACAACUACGUCUCUCGCAUCUCCCCCCAUCUCCUCAAAUACCCACGCUCUACAGAUCGACCCAGCUCCUCGCAUUCCCAAUCCCAAACAGCCAUGACCCGAACCAUGCGCCCCAGCGUAACAUCCACCACCGAACUUGAACCACCUACUAUUUCACGACAGCCUCUCUCCAAUGAACCUACGCCCCUGGACCGCGCUAUCCGCAGCCUGAUCCAGAAACUUCGCCCGUACGGGCUGACCAAAGCCGAGGUGCUGACUAUCGUCAAUCUGGGCAUUGGUCUGUCUGCGGGGGAAUCGGAAGAUCUGACUGCUGUCGGUGAGGCCAAUGGACAUGGUGAGAUGAUGGAGGUUGACGAGACUCCCGUUGAAGGGGAAGGGGAAGAAAUGGCUGGUGGGGAUGGUGCCGAGGGAGAAGAAGGGGAAGAGGGUGGUGCUACGGAGGCGGAUUAUGGUGCGUUGGCGCUGUUUGACGCUGUGAUUGAGGAAAGAGAGGAACGAAUCUCGGACGAUGAUUUGAUUGCCAUCUUGGGGAUCAUUCGGGAGACUUUGAAUGAGAAUUAUACGGGUUGA
Molecule: messenger RNA, 660 nt
Organism: Penicillium oxalicum
Lineage: Eukaryota; Fungi; Ascomycota; Eurotiomycetes; Eurotiales; Aspergillaceae
Exons: 3
Coding region: 1-660 (219 amino acids)
Biological process (GO): transcription initiation at RNA polymerase III promoter
Cellular component (GO): RNA polymerase III complex
Source: RefSeq, a predicted model, not a curated record